Molecule: messenger RNA, 1137 nt
Organism: Cetraspora pellucida
Lineage: Eukaryota; Fungi; Glomeromycota; Glomeromycetes; Diversisporales; Gigasporaceae
Source: the annotation of a GenBank genome assembly
AUGACUAAUAAAACAAAUAUUUAUCAUAAGCCUACAAGUGAAGAAAUAAAUGAAAUAAUCAAUAAAGUUGGAUACAAUUAUGGUGUUAAAACAAUCUCAAAUAAGGACCAACUAGAAUGUGAAAUAAUUGAAUUUGCUCUUGGAAUAUGUAAAAUCUGUGAUCAGAAAGAAUACUCACCUUUUUUACUAAUUAAUUGCAUGAAAUUAUUGAGUGUUUACAUUUUAAAACAUCCUAAUGCAGUUAUAAAAUUUAAUAUAGGAAACCGAAAAGAAUUUGCUAAGUUGUGGAAUGCAUUAGAUGGCAAAAUAAAACAAUUAAAAAAAAAAGGCAUUGUAUCACAACAUUAUGAUCAUUUGAUGAAUGAAGAAUUAAAGAAAAUUUUUCAGCAUGAUGCAGUCUCCAACACCACAUUACAAGGUAUCCAGUUUAUGAAAAACUUCCAAAAGAAUGAUCAAGGUGGAAUUGAUGGAAAUUCAAAUGCUCUUGUGAUUUCUGUGCCUCCUGAUCCUAAAGGCUGCCAAGAACUGAUUUAUGAUUUUAAAUUAUAUUUUCCUAAAAGACUAUCUUCUUUAAAGUAUACUUCUUUAUACUUACAAAUUAAUAAAAAAGCAAAAGGUGUUCUGAUGGUUACAACUAUAGCAUUAACUGGGCAUAAAAGUGAAUCAUCAUACUGUAUAUAUGCCCAUCUAUCUGAUAAACAAAAAGAGGAUGCACUUUCACUGUUAAUUAAUAAUGUUAAAAAGUUACCUUCAAGUAAUUUGGAAAUUCCAAAUAAUCUUGAAACCUUAAAUGAUUCAGAGGCCUCAAAUAAUUCUGAAACCUCAAAUAAUUCAGAAGUUUCAAGUGAGUUAAGUGCAGAACAAAGUUCAAGUUGUCCUUCUGCUUAUCUUACAUUUUCAAAUAUCUUAUUAUCCAAGUUAUCUGUUUUUAAACCAUUUCACUCCCCUUUACAAAAUUCAUUAAAAGUAAAUUUACUAUUACAUUCGAAUGCAUCUAAAAAAAAUCCUACACUUGGUGGUCAACAAGUUCUUCAUAGAGUUUCUGAGAUAGAUAAUUCUGAAGCACAAGAAAUGACUAAAAAAACUAUGAUAAUCAGAAAUUACUACAUAACUGUUAAACAUGUUAUGAUUAACUAG